UUGACUGUUUUUCCAACACCUUUUUUUGUGCAGGGUGGAGCUGGGACCUGGCAAGUUCACCUUCAUGGAUCCCCUCAACCUAUCCUGGUACAACACCGGGGACAGGAACUGGAGCAAGCCGCUCAACGAGUCCAGUGCAGACCAGAAGCCUCAGUAUAACUACUAUGCCGUGCUGCUCACCCUCCUCAUCUUCGUCAUUGUGUUUGGCAACGUGCUGGUCUGCAUGGCUGUGUCCAGGGAGAAAGCCCUGCAGACCACCACCAAUUACCUGAUCGUCAGCCUGGCGGUGGCGGAUCUCCUGGUGGCCACUCUGGUCAUGCCCUGGGUGGUCUAUCUGGAGGUGGUUGGGGAGUGGAGGUUCAGUCGGAUCCACUGUGAUAUCUUCGUCACCCUCGAUGUCAUGAUGUGCACCGCCAGUAUCCUCAACCUGUGUGCCAUCAGCAUUGACAGGUACACGGCCGUAGCGAUGCCAAUGCUGUACAACACCCGCUACAGCUCCAAGCGCCGGGUCACCGUCAUGAUCGCCGUGGUCUGGGUGCUCUCAUUUGCCAUCUCCAGCCCAAUCCUGUUUGGCCUCAACAAGGCAGGUGAGUUGUGCCACCUGCAGCUGGCUGCUGGCAUCUACCUGGCUCUGCGGGGCAGAGUGCUCCUUCCACUCUGGGUGCUCUCUGACAGAGGAGGGGGAUGUUGGUGCAGGUCCGACAGCAGUGACAGUGAGCCUGAAACCUUCUGUCUUCCAGAUGAGAAGGAGUGCAUCAUUGCCAAUCCCGCCUUCGUCGUGUAUUCCUCUGUCGUCUCCUUCUACGUCCCCUUCAUCGUCACCCUGCUGGUGUACGUGCAGAUCUACAUGGUGCUCCGCAGGCGCAGGAAGCGCGUCACCACCAAGCGCAGCAGCCAUGGCCUGGACUCGGACACGCAGGCGCCGCUGAAGGACAAAUGCACUCAUCCAGAAGACGUGAAGCUCUGCACAGUUAUUGUGAAGUCCAAUGGGAGUUUCCAAGUUAAUAAGCGCAAAGUGGUGAGUGUUAAAGAGAAGUGGUAUCACAUAGAGAUGGAAAUGGAGAUGGUGUCCAGUACCAGUCCCCCUGAGAGAACCAUUGCCAAGCCAGCAGCACCAAGCAACCACCAGCUGGUUGUGCCCGUUGCCUCAAGCCGGUGCACCUUGGACAGCCCUGGGAAAGUAGAGAAGAAUGGACAUGCCAAAGAAAAUCUACACACAGCCAAGGUCUUUGAGAUCCAGUCCAUGCCUAAUGGCAAGACAAGGAGCACUCUUCUCAAGGCUAUGAACAGGAGGAAACUCUCACAGCAGAAGGAGAAGAAAGCCACCCAGAUGCUAGCUAUUGUACUUGGUGUUUUCAUCAUCUGCUGGCUCCCGUUCUUCAUCACUCACAUCUUGAACAUGCACUGCGAUUGCAACAUCCCCCCAGCAAUGUACAGCGCCUUUACGUGGCUUGGAUAUGUCAACAGUGCUGUCAAUCCAAUUAUUUACACCACCUUCAAUAUUGAAUUUCGCAAGGCUUUCAUGAAGAUCCUCCACUGUUAAAAGCAAAAACAUUAACCACAAUUUUACGAAUGAGAAAAAGAAACCAAUGCCAUUCACGCGCACAAACAGGCAGCCAUGGAGAGGUCUCGAGCUCUUGUGCUGGGCAUGAGGAGUGCAGUGCCAUGGAGUGCCGUGCCCACAGCCUCUUGGCAGGGACAUCAUGAGGACCUUCAUGCUGAGGUUCUCCCACUCCUCGGGGCGACCUUUGGGCUCCGGGACAUCCAUCCCAGGGGCACGUCUAAGAGUUACCCUCACACUGUGUUUGAAGUGGAAGCAAAAAUCGAGACACACUCGCUUGAUUCUUGCCUGUGGCCAUCUAACCUUGAGUGCAUUAAACACAGACACUCGCAGAGCCGCAUGCAGGCAGUGAUGAGUCACUGCUGCUGGCUCGCGCAUGGAGUCACCGAUACGGUUCUCACCAAAGACAAGAGCAUCUUUUCCGCUUUGCAAUAGGAGCCAGACAGAGCUUGCAGAAACUCCAUACAACAUCUUUGCCUUCACCUCCAGCUGACUUACCCACUAUCAAACUGCAGCUGCAGCCCUGAGGGAAAACACAUACAAAUUUAAGAGGUCCCCAGGUGGGUGAAGAAGGCUCUGCCACCUACAGAUCCAACCCCUGCUACAAGCAAUGGGCAGAAGGAGGAGGGGGAGCAUAAGUCUCAUGCAGGACCGCUACAUCAGUGUAAAUAUGAGUAAAUAGGAUGAAGAACAGAAGCCCAUGCCAAAAAAUAAAAGGAGAGAGAAGUUAAAGAAGUGAUACUUCGUACUGCACAGUAUGCACUCGGAUCAAACAAGACACCAACCAUUACUGAUUGUCAGCCAGCCCAGCAGCAAUUUCUACCCACCAGCAUUUCAUCUCCAGACUCUCUCAAGAAGUAAAAGCCAGAUGAGGAGUGGUAGCAUGAUGAAUGUAGAGACAUAAAGGCUGUGCCAGGAGAGGCUGUGCAUCUGGGGCCACAUCCGUUUCAGAUGUGAACUUGGACAGGACAAGUUAGGUCCGGUUAUUCCCACCUACCUUUAAGGCACCUUAAAGCCAAGGAUCACCUCAGAUAUGGUUUACCUAUGUUUCUCAACAGAGAGUGUGUAAAGUAACGUCGUGCCUACUUCAAAUUAAUAGCAAAUGAGAUCAAGACUGUGUAUUUUGGAAAAAAAAGCCAGAAUAAAAGCCCAAGAAUGUCCCUAGCUAGACCUGUUCUGUGUCCAUGUGGGACUCUGGAUGGGUCCGGAUGUUUCCAGCAUCCCUUACCCUCUGCUAUGUUUCAUAGUUUAAAACAAAUGGAAAUCCAUAACAGCAUAAUGUCACCAUGAUGACUCUGGCAUUGCCAAAUCCACUCUAUGCUUAUCGUACUCAGUUCACAACAUAUUUUGUAAUAUCUCUGUAAAUAAAAUACAGUAAGAUGAAUAAAAUGACAUGGAAAUAGGUCUGGCUAGAAACUGAUGUAGGCUCUGGAGAGCUUGAUGAUGACAAUAGCCAUAUGCAGAGGCAGGCUCCCUCAUUCCAAUCACCCUCUGAUUCCUGAAGAUGUUAAAGCAAUCCAGAGAGCAAUAUAAUCCCCCUUUUCUCUAUGCAGUUUGUGGAAUAUCCACUCAGUUUCUGCUUUAGAUCAGACAAAGACCGCUGCCAAGCAGCACUUCUUUUAUUAUCUGUUUUUCCUAUAUGGUUAACCAAGUGUUUUCCCAUGGGAUGGGCUGCACAGGCUGUAUGUGUUCCAGCUGUACAUCAAGGAGAGACUGUGUCAGGUGGCUGUAACACAUGCUCUCAGUCGUCUUCUGAAACCAAGGCAGGAGUCCCACCUUGAUCCGAAGCCUUCCCAUCUAAUCCUCUGUUCCUGGAAGAAGCUGAUAACCAGUGUUAUUAGUAUUUUGCCCAUGGGCUUUUAUAACAUUUGAACAUGGCUCUUCGAGAUCUGGUCACAGCUAUAAAUUUAAAUUACAGAUGACUGAAUGUGUAACUCAAGAGGUCUCAGGCACAGAAGCCAGAGAAGUUUCAACCAGGUAUGUGCAUGCAGUGAUGGGAAUCAAUUCAGACUGGUCUCAAUUAAAAGAUUCAAAGAAUCAUUGAAUGAGAGGAAAAAAACAUUGAUGAGCCAAUGCUUAUUUUUCUAUCACAUUUACAAAAGCAGAAAUGUGCCAUUUGACUCUGUGAAUUCCCAGAUGAGGAGCUGAACCAAAACAGAAAAUAAUAUGCAUGUACACAAAAAAAACCCCAAAACAAUUAAAGCAUUUGGAAGUCGCCAUAGGUGAUAUUUCCUCUUUACUAACGCCUGGUGUGGGCCCUGAAAAUUACCCAAAUGUGGAUGAAAUGUCAACCUUGUGCCAUAACUUUACUUUCUGUUCAGUGUUAACUCAGGAUGGGACAAAACCACCAUCUGUACUUGCUUUCUGAAUCCAGCUCAACACAUCCAAUUUUGAGUUCAUCUGGUGAUGAACAGCUCUUCCAUGGGGAGAAAGCAGUUCUCAGAAGGAGUCUGUGUUCUUCAUAAAUUUGCUAGUUAGGGUAAAGGAGGACGGGUAUAUUUUCAUAGAGAUUACGUAUUUUUUGAAAAGAAUUACCCACAACCCAUCAUCAUGGGGAGGCCUCAUUGCAGCCUUCCAGUACUCAAAGGGAGUUUACAAGCAGGAGGAGAAUGACUUUUUACACGGGCUGAUAGUGACAGGACAUGGGACUAUAAAAGAGGGGAGAUUUAGAUUGGA
Phasianus colchicus (ring-necked pheasant) is the source of this 4237-nucleotide messenger RNA. The record is from RefSeq and is a predicted model, not a curated record. NCBI's taxonomy places the organism in Eukaryota, Metazoa, Chordata, Aves, Galliformes, Phasianidae.